AUGGACAUAAUAGAUUUACUAGAACAUAGCAAAAUAUUUUUCACUGGUAUUAAAAUUGAAUUAGAAAUUUUUCUGUCUUUGCCAGCUACAAGUUGUGCAGCCGAAAGGUCAUUUAGCACUUUACGAAGGGUUAAAACUUGGCUUCGAUCUACGACGGGUGAAGACCGAUUAUGUAUGUUAAGUGUCCAUCGUGAAAGAGUUGAUAUAAGAAAAGAUAAAUUAAUUGAACAGUUAAUAACAAGGUUUGCAAGAGAACAACCACGAAGACUUCAGUUUUUAAUUAAUAACGAAUAA
This is a messenger RNA of Macrosiphum euphorbiae (potato aphid), 294 nucleotides long. The record is from the annotation of a GenBank genome assembly. Lineage: Eukaryota; Metazoa; Arthropoda; Insecta; Hemiptera; Aphididae.